This is a messenger RNA of Uloborus diversus, 2601 nucleotides long. It is a transcript of the gene Gyg, whose product is annotated as glycogenin-1-like. The transcript is spliced from 7 exons. NCBI's taxonomy places the organism in Eukaryota, Metazoa, Arthropoda, Arachnida, Araneae, Uloboridae. The coding region runs from base 226 to 1197 and encodes 323 amino acids. Gene Ontology annotation, molecular function: glycosyltransferase activity. The record is from RefSeq and is a predicted model, not a curated record. Gene Ontology annotation, cellular component: cytoplasm.
CUCUUGUUCCAAAGUGGGCGUUGUUCACCACGAGACUUCGGCGGGUUUACACAGAAAGCGCGAAUAUCUGUUGUUCUAAACUUCCGUUUAUUUCCGAAAACGUAAAAUUGCAUCCUGCCGUAGUACAGACGAAUUUUAUCUCCGACGUCACAAAGUGAUAUCUAAACCGGCUGAACAACCAAGGAAAGUUUGCUCUUCAGUUUCGAGCGGUCCUUAUCUUUAUACAUGGACCAACAGGCAUUCGUCACGUGCGCAACCAACGACACAUAUGCUUUAGGUGCUUUAGUUCUAGCCCAUAGUUUGAGGAAUGUGCAGACGACGAGAAAAUUAGCGAUCAUCGUCACACCUCAGGUUACGAAUAAAAUCAGGAGUCUCUUAGGAAAUGUUUUCGAUCUUAUCAAAGUUGUAGACGUCUUAGACAGCAAAGAUGAAGCUAAUCUGACAUUGCUCACAAGGCCAGAGCUUGGAGUCACAUUCACAAAAUUUCAUUGUUGGAGGCUCACACAGUUCCAGAAAUGUGUCUUUCUCGAUGCCGACAUUCUAGUCGUACAAAACUGCGAUGAGCUAUUCGAUAGAGAAGAACUUUCUGCCGUUCCAGAUGUUGGGUGGCCAGAUUGUUUCAACUCUGGUGUAUUUGUAUUCCAGCCCAACGAAGAAACUUAUUCUGCAAUAAUCAAAUUUGCCAUCCAAAACGGAAGCUUUGAUGGUGGUGACCAGGGAGUCUUGAACAUGUUUUUCAAAGACUGGAGGACAGCUGACAUAUCUAGGCAUUUGUCCUUCAUUUACAACAUGAAUGCCAAUGCCACAUAUUCCUAUCAACCAGCAUACAAACAGUUCGGUAAAGAUGUCAAAAUUGUUCAUUUCUUGGGUCAUAUCAAACCAUGGAUGCAAAUGUACAAUAGUGAAACGGGUCGAGUUCAGCCCGACAGUCCUCAUUCAUUUGAACAUUUACAGCUUUGGUGGGACCUAUUUAUGAGACAAGUCCAACCCAAUCUCACAGAAGAAUGCAGUGGCAUUGCAGGAGAACUUUCCAAGCUUCAAAUAGGACCAAUCGCUCCAGGUUCAUCAGCGUUCAUCCAGAGCUCAGAAGCCCGUCGAUAUGCAUGGGAACGAGGUCAAGUGGAUUACAUGGGUGCAGAUGCCUUCUCAAAUAUCGAAAAGAAAUUGCAAGAAUCCAUAGAGGGGUCUAAAAAAUAAAUCGCGUAGUCUUGAAGCAAUAGAGAAACGAUAAUGAAAAACUAAGAAUUUUUUAUCCAUUCUUCAGACGUUUUCAGAAAAGAGUUGACAAUACAUAUCGACAAAAACAAAAUAUUAACGAUUUCUGGUGCGCAUUGAGGUUCUGUUGCAACUAUCGAGUACAAACCUGGAGCGAGAAUUUAGGUAGAAUCGAAACGAAUAAUUUACAGUUUGUUGUGCAAAAUAAAAAAAUAAAACAAGUCCAUUUAUUUUAGUACAUAUUUGCUAUCAACUGAAAAGUAAUGAAACUCGGCGGUGAACAUUUUAAGUAUGUGGAUGUUAAGAAUUGCAAAUCUUCCAAUGUUAAAACUUAAUUUUCCCACCUUUAAUAACUGUCUUGUAUAACAUGAUAGAGUAACUCCAGUUUGGUUUUAUAACGCUUCCAUUAUAGUAUGUUAAAAUGUUUAUUAAACUAAAUUUAGGAUGGAUUCUGAAAAAUAUUUAUAUCUACAUUAAAUGUAUGUACUGAUUAGAUUUUGGAAAGGUUGCAGAUUGGUUGAGCAAAGAAAAUAUUUUAAAUAAAAUGGUUUUAUCUUGCCUUAACAUUUGUAACUCUCGAUGUCUGUUGCUGCUUUUUAAAAAAUAAAGUUCAUUUAAAAACAUUUACUUACAAGACAUUUUAAACUUAAUAUUUUUUAAUAAACCAAUAACCCCAUUAUAAUAAGCAGUGCAUUCGAGUAAACUAUGUCAUUAAGUUCUGGAAUCAUACCUUGUUCUCAUAUUUAUAUCGAUUUACGGAAGACAUCGAUUUGACUUCACUUCACAUCAUUAUGGAUUUUAAUCUAAGAUACUUCGUUAGUGAAUUAUUCGUUCAACAAUUUUAUUUCUGAAGACUUUUCGUUUUAAAAAAAAGCUGCCGAGAGACACCAAAGUUCUUUAAGCUUCCUGGUAGGAAUGGUUUAAGGGGCAUAUUCAUCUCUAACACACCAACUAUUGUGUUAAAGUAACCUUGUAUUGUGUUAAAGAUGAAUAUGCCCCUGAAUCUAUUAUUUCGUUUUUUGACUUUAUUGAUUCUUGUAUAAUAUAUUCGUUUUCAAAGCAACGGAGUGUAUUAUCUAUUAAUAAACAUUGCUCAGUAUUUGUUUCAGUGCCAAAUAUAUUUAAUUGUUUGUUUUCAAAACAUGUUUAUUACAAAACUAUUUCCUGUUUUGUGUGAUGUUUGUAAAGUAUUUUCAUUGCUUUGCAAGUUUCUUUGUUCUUCAGUUUUUUUUUUUUUUUAUAAAUUCACUAAAAUCUAUGCGAAGUAGAGAACCUGUUUUACUUGUAAACUCAAUUAUAGAUCACAAAAUGAAGUUUUUAAAUUUAUUUAUAACUUUGUGAAACUGGUCAGUGCUGUUAAAAUAAAAGCUGCUUUUAUACCUUAAA